Messenger RNA from Pomacea canaliculata, 2701 nucleotides. Its product is annotated as cell wall protein DAN4-like. The transcript has 4 exons. Lineage: Eukaryota; Metazoa; Mollusca; Gastropoda; Architaenioglossa; Ampullariidae. The coding region runs from base 213 to 1880 and encodes 555 amino acids. The record is from RefSeq and is a predicted model, not a curated record.
AGCUGUAUACGGUCAUAGCGAAUUUAUUUAUUUAAAUUUGUUUUAAAAUAUGUUACAAUUGUCAACAAAAAGGUUUUAGACAUUGGGAAUCAUGCAGGUUAUUUUUUCCCCCAGCAACAACAUGCAAUCGCACAGACCUCGUUAUCGUGCUCGACUCAUCGUACAGCGUGAAGAGACCUCAGUUCGACCAGGCCAAGUCCUUCCUCAUCAAGAUGGUGAAGAACCUCACCAUCAGCCAAGAGGACGUUCGCGUGGCAGUCGUUCGCUACGAAAACGAUGUUGACGUCAUCUUGUCUCUAGAUAACUCCUCUGACUCUUCGACCGUUGAAGAGGCCAUUUCCAGGAUGGAGCACAAAGCAAAGCCUGGCACGCACACCGGAAAGGCUUUGAAAGAAGUGAGAGAAAAGGUGCUGGAGAGGGACAUCAAGGGACAGACGGCCAAACGCGUAGUGAUGACGAUCACGGACGGGGAAAGCACUGACUUUGAUGAAACGGAAUAUCAGGCAACUCAGCUGCGAGGUGAGGGCGUUCGGCUCGUGUGGCUUUUUGUCUUCGAGAAAUCCGAGGAGAUGGAGUAUGAGAAAAGUGAAAUGGAAAAGAAUGGAGACCCAACUGUCACGGUGAGAAGAUUCGAUGACCUGGGAGAUGACCUAGUCUCAAAGAUGUUGGAAAUAUCUUGUCAAGAUCUGACUGAUACCCCAACAACAGCAGUUCCAGAGACAUCUACUGUCUCAGCAACAUUGUUUCCAGAAACAUCCUCUAGUCCAACAGAAACAGUUUCCGUAACAUCUGCAAGGAUAACAACAACAGUUCUGGAAACUGCUGGUCCAGACACACUCUCGGUUCCAACAACAUCUGCAUUCUCUAGUCCAACGAAACCAACCUCAGAAACUGCCAGGCCAGCAACAACAGCUCCAGGCAUCUCUGUUAAACCAGCAGCGACAGCUUCAGAAACAUAUUUUGCCUCCAAAACAAAUUUCCCAGAAUCAUCCACUAUUUCAACAAAUACAAUUCCAGAAACAUCUACUAAAACAAGAACAUUGCUUUUAGAAAUAUCAUCUCAUCCCACAACAAUUGUGCCAGAAACAUCUUCUCAUCCAACAGCAGUCAUAUCGAUAACAAAGGACACCGCAUCGACGCAUGAUGCCUCAACAUCGACAGCAGGACCGAAGGGUGCGAUGACUGAAAACUCGUCAACAAUCACUCCACCACGUGGAAAGGAUGUAGAAGCGUUAACCAGAAAUGUGGCAUCGUUUGUGACCGAAGAUGUGAAAAAUGUCACAGACACAGAAAUAUCAGAAAGAAAGCAGGAAUCGAUUCAGAGUGAAGCAUUUACACACGCCAAAGAUGCAGACAGGGAAAGCCAGCAAUCAGAAGUGACUGAAGCAUUUACUCAGGUCAAAGACGUAGACAAUUCAGCAGGGACUGAAACAUUUUCACCUGUCGCCGACAAAGAAUCUUCAACGGAAAAACAAACCUCAUCUGUGAGUGAAACAUCCUUGCUGAUCGAAGACCCCAAAAACGCAACUGAAGCUCAACCCUUGUGGAUGGCCGACGCAGAUUCAGCUUGGCGUAUGGACAAAGAUCAAGGCAACCACACAAAGAGUGAGCAGCCAUCACCGGAAACAGGAUCAACCAGCACGGCCUUCACAACCACGUCCACCUGGUUAGAAAGAAGUCAAGAGACUGUCCACGGAGAAUCUGUCACGACCCCCAAUGACAGCGAGACGGAAAAAGGUCAACAAUGGCCUAUUUACGCGGGCGUCGGGUCAGGGUCAGUAGCCGUUGCUAUGGUGACGGCAGCCCGAAUUGGGUAUGGUCUGUGGCGACGAAAGAUGACAUUUAUGAGUAAUGAUAUAGAAAUGCAAAAAUUUACGUAAGAAAUAAUCUGUUGGAGGGCCUUUACCACCGCGCUUGCCUAAUAUACGGAAAUAAAUAACUUGCUCAGAGAACAGUGGUUGCAGACGAUUAUCUGAAAGUUUACCUGCUCAUAUACACAUGGGUUGUGAUAACAUUAUUAUCUUGCCAAGCUGUGGAACAUGAUACAAGCAUGUCCGUCUCAUGUAUAUUGAAAGUCGUGCUUGUUAAGAUCAUGAAGAAGUGUGUAUGAGUGCCUGUAAUUAGUGAUUUCAUGGCUGUGCAUCUACAUAAUGCUCAGUUAUGUAUAGAUUAUUGUUUUUUUUUUCUAAAAUCCUUGUAUAUAUUAUUCUGAUAACACUAUAUUUUCCAAGAUCUGGUAUUUAUAUCAAGCGGUAUCCCCGAUACAUCAGGGUAUUGCUUGACAGAUUUUACUUAGUCUUCAUAUUAGAAACUUUGACGAAACUGUCAUACUACUAUUGCUAUUACUGAUACUACUAUGUCAAAAUGUUGACAGCACUUUUAGCCUUAGUGGCUUGCAUGUUACUAUGCUGAAGAUUUUUACAAAAGCUAUUUUUUAAAGUAGGACUGAAACUACUCUAAUUAAAGUGACCACCGACAUAUUAUCUGCCUUUGACAAUGGUUAUGCUUCUGAUUUUACUGGACCUGUCUGGUCCAUUUGACACCAUGAACCACUCUCUGCUCCUUCAUCCCAGUUCUGUUUAUUUUGUAUAUGAAGCCCCUUUCAUCUUGCAUCCAGAUUGACAAGGUUUCUCAUCAAUCAUACCGAUGACACGUAACUUAACUCCUCCAUUCCACCGGCUGAGUCAACGAAACUAUGGAA